Messenger RNA from Cygnus atratus (black swan), 1796 nucleotides. RefSeq names its product single stranded DNA binding protein 3 (gene SSBP3). Gene Ontology annotation, molecular function: single-stranded DNA binding; protein binding. NCBI's taxonomy places the organism in Eukaryota, Metazoa, Chordata, Aves, Anseriformes, Anatidae. Bases 184 to 1350 code for a protein of 388 amino acids. The transcript is spliced from 18 exons. Gene Ontology annotation, biological process: positive regulation of transcription by RNA polymerase II. Gene Ontology annotation, cellular component: nucleus. The record is from RefSeq and is a predicted model, not a curated record.
GGCCAUGGGGGCGCGGCGGGGGCCGGCGCUCUGACAGCCCGGGGGCGGCCAGCGGCGGAGCGGAGCGGAGCGGGGCGGGCACAGCGGGACCGGCAGCAGCAGGAGCAGGAGGAGGAGGAGAGGAGGAGGAGGAAGGAGGAAGGCGAGGAGGGCGGCGGCGGCCCCCGCAGCUCCGCGCCGAACAUGUUCGCCAAGGGGAAGGGCUCGGCCGUGCCCUCGGACGGGCAGGCGCGGGAGAAGCUGGCCCUGUACGUCUACGAGUACCUGCUGCACGUCGGCGCCCAGAAGUCGGCGCAGACCUUCCUGUCCGAGAUCCGGUGGGAGAAGAACAUCACGCUGGGCGAGCCCCCCGGCUUCCUGCACUCCUGGUGGUGCGUGUUUUGGGACCUUUACUGUGCAGCUCCCGAAAGGCGAGACACUUGCGAACAUUCAAGUGAAGCAAAAGCCUUUCAUGACUAUAGCGCAGCUGCCGCCCCGAGUCCCGUGCUUGGAAACAUUCCCCCGAACGACGGCAUGCCCGGGGGCCCCAUCCCGCCAGGUUUCUUCCAGGGACCGCCUGGUUCACAGCCCUCGCCACACGCACAGCCUCCACCCCACAACCCUAACAGCAUGAUGGGACCCCACAGUCAGCCUUUCAUGUCACCGCGCUACGCAGGAGGUCCCCGGCCCCCCAUCAGGAUGGGAAACCAGCCUCCAGGGGCCGUUCCUGGUACACAGCCGUUGCUGCCCAAUUCAAUGGAUCCCACGCGACAGCAAGGGCACCCGAACAUGGGUGGACCCAUGCAAAGGAUGAAUCCUCCGCGAGGGAUGGGCCCCAUGGGUCCCGGUCCGCAGAACUAUGGCAGCGGCAUGAGACCUCCGCCCAACUCAUUAGGCCCUGGCAUGCCCGGAAUUAACAUGGGGCCGGGAGCUGGCAGACCAUGGCCCAACCCCAGCAGUGCUAACUCAAUCCCAUACUCUUCUUCAUCGCCUGGUACAUACGUGGGUCCUCCCGGCGGCGGCGGUCCUCCGGGGACACCCAUCAUGCCCAGCCCCGCAGAUUCAACAAAUUCAAGUGACAACAUCUACACAAUGAUUAAUCCAGUACCGCCCGCAGGCAGCCGAUCGAAUUUCCCGAUGGGCCCCGGCUCUGACGGCCCCAUGGGCGGCAUGGGCGGCAUGGAGCCCCAUCACAUGAACGGAUCGUUAGGGUCAGGAGACAUAGAUGGACUUCCAAAAAAUUCUCCAAACAACAUAAGUGGCAUUAGCAAUCCCCCGGGCACUCCAAGAGACGACGGGGAGCUGGGAGGCAACUUUCUCCAUUCCUUCCAAAACGACAAUUAUUCCCCCAGCAUGACGAUGAGUGUGUGAUUUCCCUCCCCCUCCUCCUCUCCAGGAUAAAGAGAGUCAGCUGCCGUUCGGAGGAUCUCAAAGAAUUAUGCAAGAAGAAGCUAGGUGUAUUGGCAGGGAGACGCGUGGCGGGGGCCAGAACCCCAGGUUUAGUUUCAUGCAAUAAAAAGGCUGAACUUUUUAUUCCAUAAAACAUGAAGGACAAAACUUAAAAUAUUUCAAGACAUGACAAGAUCCUUCUUUGUGCAGAAGGGUUUAUAUAUGUACAUGACACUUCUUUUUGGAAACAAAUGGAAGCCUCUAGCACCCAACUCCGAUCUCUUUGCUUUGUUCUUUUAAAUAAAGACAGAAACAGAACCCUGUUGUAUGUUUGUGCCGUGCGACACCAGGAAGCUAGUCUAGAUAUGAAAUCUCAUGUUGUCUCUGUUGUAGUCAUUUUUUAAAUAAACUGGACAGUUUACAAUGGU